Molecule: messenger RNA, 732 nt
Organism: Thyridium curvatum
Lineage: Eukaryota; Fungi; Ascomycota; Sordariomycetes; Thyridiales; Thyridiaceae
Exons: 1
Coding region: 1-732 (243 amino acids)
Source: RefSeq, a predicted model, not a curated record
AUGGGAUCCUGUCUAUCAGUCAGUCUGAAUGAGUCUGAGAUGGCCCAGAGCCCGUCUCGGACUUCGAGGAGCAGCAGCGAGAACGGCCCUGAGCAGGUGGAGAUGAGUGCCAUGGCUGGGGCACGGAGGGAAGCGGCAAACUCGAGUGGCUGCAUGCCGGCCGAUGGCGGGUCUUCCAGCAGGGCUGGUUCCAGCUGGUCUGGCGAGACCGCCCUUACUGCGGUUGAGGAAGCGGAGUAUGCCAACAGCUACUCCACGAUAGAGCUGGGCGACCCGCCCCGCUUCGUAGAGCACCUCCCCGAGAGCCCGAAGCUCGGGGGCUCCGCGUCCUUCAAGUUUCUCGGUAGCACCCCGGCCCGCCACAGAGCCGGUGAGCAGAUCGAUUACGCACCAUCGCUAGAGCGCGAGCUCGAGCGUGUUGCCUUUCUCAGGAAGCUAUGCGAUUGGGACGACCGGUUCCUGUCGCCGGAGGAGGUCGAGAGGAGCAAGCGGCUGCAGGAGGAGAGCGAGCGCUUCAUGGACGGGCACUUCCGGAGCCGGCCCCUGGGGUGGAACGACCGGUUCCUGCAGAUCUUUUGCUGCGUGGACCCGUACGACAGGGCUGCGCACCCGAUGUUCGACCCCGAGUUCUGCGCAAGAGAAGAGGCCCGUGAGAGAAGGGCGGAGGAGCGCCGGCGAAAGAAGGAAGAGCGCCGGAGAGAAAAGGAGGAGCGCCGAAGGGGACGGGAGUAG